Mytilus trossulus (common blue mussel) is the source of this 1632-nucleotide messenger RNA. RefSeq lists its product as uncharacterized. The record is from RefSeq and is a predicted model, not a curated record. Bases 1 to 1632 code for a protein of 543 amino acids. The transcript has a single exon. Lineage: Eukaryota; Metazoa; Mollusca; Bivalvia; Mytilida; Mytilidae.
AUGUCCGAGGAAGGCUCCGACCAUGAUGAACGCCGUGCUACUACUCAACAUGCUGAAAAUAGUAACGAAACAGAGUUAAGUACGGACGGGGCUAUUUCGCUUUUUACGUCAGCUUUAAACAAUGCUUUAGAGAAGCAAAAACAUUCCUUGAUUAAUCAUUUCGAAGCUCGUUUAGGAAAAAGUGUUAAAGCAACCGGUGUCGAUCAACCAGAAUUUGUAUUCCAUAGUGAGGGAAUUAAAGUGCAAUAUUCGUUUAAUACCGAGCGUCUGGAGAGGCUUGCUGCCGUUGAAAGUUGUAUAAAGCUUGGAAACGCUUCCGAAGUUAGUGAAAUCAUUUCCCAGGAAAAGGAAAUCAUCCGUAAGCGUAACAAAAUUCUAAAGAUAGCCGACAAGCAUGGAUGGGACACGGUUAAAGAAUACUUGGAUAGUCCGUUGGCCGACAAUAAAGAAGAUGCUAGUGAUUUGCGUGCUGCUAUUUCCAGGGCUUCUCGUAAAAGAAGUUCCAAGCCGUACAGUAAACCAGAAUCUUCCAAUAGUGGUUCCAGAAAAGGAGAAUUCAAUUCUAGGAGUUUUUUUUUCGUGGCCUUGGCCAAGUCAGUGAUACCGAGUUCUCCAAAGCAGGCAAGUCAGAAAGUUACAAGUGUUUCUAUUGUAACCAGCCCGGGCACUUUGCAAGGAACUGCCCCGAAAAAAGGAUUCCUACAGCGACAGUUGGUGCAACAAAGUUCCAGGAACAGAACACAGGAAAGACCCAGUAACAAAACAGAUACAGACAUAGAUGAAGUUGAGUAUUGUUUUCAAUUUGUUAACAAGUAUGAGAAAAAAUCUGGUCAAAAUCUUAUAAAUGUGAAAGGAAAUUUAAGAAAACAUGCAUUGUUUUGGAAAAAUGUACUUAACGCUAAUGAUUUUAUUAUGAAUGUUAUUAAUUUUGGUUAUAGAAUUCCUUUUCUGAGUGAACCACCGACUAUUUUUCUAAGUAAUAAUAGAUCCGCGUUAAAACACUCAGAAUUUGUAGAAAAUUCUAUUGAAGAACUUUUAACUAAAGAAUGUAUAAAAGAAGUAAAUCGACCAUUUGUCGUUAAUCCACUUACUGUGUCGGUAAAUAGUACGGGUAAAGAAAGAUUAGUCUUAGAUUUGAGACAUGUUAAUAAAUUUGUCGAGAAACAAAAAGUUAAAUUUGAAGGGGUUAAAGAAGCUAUGACAUUUGUAAAUUUUAGCGGUUUUGGAUUUAAAUUUGAUUUAAAGUCUGGUUAUCACCAUAUAGAAAUUCACCCUGAUCAUCAAAAAUAUUUAGGAUUUUCUUGGCAAUAUGGUGAUACAGUGCGUUAUUUUACUUUUUCGGUUUUGCCUUUUGGACUUUCAUCAGCUGGUCAUAUAUUUACCAAGACAGUACGUGUGUUAGUUAAAUACUGGAGAUCUUUAGGAUUUCCCAUGGUGGUUUAUUUAGAUGAUGGUAUGGGUACAGCAGAAAAUUUUGAUACAUGUUUCGAAUUAUCGAAAACAGUAAAAAAUGAUUUACUGCUUUCCGGUUUUAUUGCUAAUACAGAAAAGAGUGUCUGGGAACCAGUACAAAAUAUUGAUUGGUUAGGUUUUGUUUGGAACUUUACAUUGUACUUUAGAAAUAUCGCUUAA